This is a messenger RNA of Hyposmocoma kahamanoa, 1005 nucleotides long. Its product is annotated as prisilkin-39-like. The record is from RefSeq and is a predicted model, not a curated record. The transcript is spliced from 3 exons. Bases 192 to 803 code for a protein of 203 amino acids. NCBI's taxonomy places the organism in Eukaryota, Metazoa, Arthropoda, Insecta, Lepidoptera, Cosmopterigidae.
GGCUGCCUACAAACGAACUCAUUACCUCUGAGUGACCAUUGUCAAUUAUAAGACAAAAACUCCCACUGUUUAUAAAGGUCUGUAAGUACGUGCGCGCACGCAGAGCGCAUCUCCUCUCAAAACGCACUACCUGUGUCUGUGGCUUAUUCUAAACUACUGAGGACUUUACAACUGAAUCUGCGAUAGCUACCAUGGCAUCAAAACUCUUUAAGUGUUUGGUGGUAGUGUUUGGAUGCGCGUGCGCUGGCGCUGCUCCUGCCAACGAAGGAUUGGAGAAGGCUGAUGUGCAACCAGAACACGAAAAGGACGACUUGCAAGCGGCGAGUUCUUCAUACUAUGUAAGCAGUGGUUACCCAAGCAGCUACACCGGCUAUGGAGGCGUGACGGGUUAUGGCUUCGUCGAUGACAAAUACAACUCUUAUGACAAUAUUUACGGCUCUAAUGGCUACGGUAGUGGCGGUUACGGGGGAUACAAAGGCUACAGAGGUUACGGCGGUGGAUACGGCCUAAGUGGCUACGGCAGUACUGGCGGAUACAGCGGUUAUAGCAGAUACGGCGGGAACGGCGGUUAUGGCGGUUACGGUGGUUACGGCGGAUACGGCGGUUACGGCGGCAACGGCGGAUACGGCGGUUACGGCGGCAACGGAGGACUAAACUCCUACUACGGUUACGAUAACCCUGGCUAUCAAAGCGGACUCCACCUUGGUUACGGAUAUUAUGAUAGGAAACCUUAUGGCAAUAUUUACAACAGUGGAAUCACCCCCAGUUUAGUCACAGGCUAUAGAGGUUAUUCUAGGAGAUAAUUUGUUAAAUUUACCAUUCGCAGUAAGGAUUCUAUGAUUGAUAUAGAUAAUGUAAUGUACUCGUAUUCUUUAGUUUAUAUGCUAACCAAAGUACCUUCCAAAGUUACCUUAAGUAAUCAAAAAGUAUAAUAGUAAAGUACAUACAAGAAUUUUAAUAAACCCCUUAUGACUUGCUUUGAGGUUUUUUUGUACCUUCGUAAUA